CGAACGCCCCAACAACCUGGAACCUGCUUGUUGCACACACCUGUCGCCCACCAUGGCGACCCAUAGCACCAUGCAUAACUUUACGACUCUUAUCAAGAGACUGGAAGCCGCAACUUCGCGCCUGGAGGACAUCGCGCAGUCAGCAAUCGAUCUCGAAUCCGCCGCCGCCCAGACACCCCAGGGCCCAUCGUCCACCACCACUCCCCAGAGUUCCACCCCUGCUCCCUUGAUCAGAGCCCUCGCACCCCCUCCUCCGCCGCCACCAGCCCCGAAGCCCGUUGCGCCUGUGAAAGAAGAGCUCCCCGAGCAAGUGGAAGAUUUCAACGCAUUCAUCGCCAACCAUGUCGAGAAAUGGGUUAAACUCAGCGAGGAGAUUGGUGGCCCUGUCGCCGAGCAGGCCAGGCUGGCCCUGAAGGGGUACACGGAGAUCUCCAAGUUCAUCCACCUUUCGACCAAAUCCAAGCGACCCGACCUUAAGGGUGCCGAUGCCCCUGUGUACCAGAAGUUGAUUGAGCCGAUUGCCGACGUUAUCAAGGCUGUCAAUGCCAUCAAGGACAAGGCACAUAGGUCGGAUCCUUUCUUCAAUCAUGUCUCGGCUGUUGCCGACAGCAUCAUUGUGCUGGCCUGGCCUACCAUUCCCACCAAGCCGUACAAGCACGUUCAGGAGGCUAGGGACUCGGCGCAGUUCUUUGGAAACAAGGUCAUCACGGCUAAUAAGGAGAGUGGCGAUGCGAAGCACCUUGAAUGGAUCAAGGCCUAUUACAACAUCUUUCCCGCACUGAUCGAAUACGUCAAGGACAGAUUCCCUGAUGGACUCACGUGGAAUCCCAACGGUCAGCAUGCCUCCGAGGUGGCAAAGGCUCUGGAAAAUACUCCUUCUGCUGGUGCUCCUGCGGCUCCGGCGCCACCAGCGGGUGGUGCCCCUCCUCCUCCCCCCCCGCCCCCUCCUCCCGGUCCUCCACCGGUUCUUAGGAUUAACGAGCAAAAGGCGGAGCCUGCUCCGGCCGGCGGGUUUGGCGCUGUUUUCUCGGAGUUGAACCAGGGCGAGGCGGUGACCAAGGGUCUUAGGAAGGUCGACAAGUCUGAGAUGACGCAUAAGAACCCGUCGCUCCGCGCGAGCUCGGUGGUGUCGUCUGAGGGCUCUUCUGCUCGCGGAAAGAGCCCGGCUCCGGGCAAGAAGCCCAAGCCGGAGAGCAUGCGGGUUAAGAAGCCGCCCAAGAAGGUGCUUGAAGGGAACAAGUGGACCAUUGAAAACUACGACAGCCAAGACGAACCCAUCGAGAUUGAAGUCGAAAUGAGCCACUCCCUCCUCAUCUCCAAGUGCACCAAAACCACCAUCGUCCUCAAGGGCAAGGCGAACGCUGUCACGAUUGAAAACACGACGAGAUUGUCUCUUGUUGUGGAUGAUUUGGUCUCCACCAUUGACGCGGUCAAGUCGCAGAACUUGGCGCUGCAGGUCAUGGGGAAGAUUCCGACGGUGCUAUUGGAUCAGGUGGAUGGUGCGCAGAUUUACUUUAGUAAGGAGAGCAAGAGCACGAGGGUUUUCACGAGCAAGAGCACGGGGGUGAAUGUGAAUGUGAUUGGGGAGGAUGAUGACUACAAGGAGCUGCCACUGCCGAAUCAGAUUUGUUCGUAUUAUGAUGAGGAGAAAGGGGAGAUGGUGAACGAGAUUGUUAGUCAUGCUGGCUAGGUAGGGGGUGGGAGUGGUUGGGAUGGUAAGGGGGGGAAGGGGGGUGUUGGUGAGUGGAAGUCAUGUAAUCAGGGGCGGGGAGUUUGAACAGGUGUUUAGCGUUAGUAGAGAACCAUCUGUUGGUGUAUUGCAUUUGGCUCAGGAAACUCGGGAUUACAUGUGCCAUCUCAAAUGCCAGGUUCCUGGCCGUUUACUCCUUAGUCCAGCCCUAUGGACUCUGUGCGGGGGAGACCUUUCUUCUUCCUUCCCCUCAUGACCGAUUUCUUACCCCAGGUCUUUUUCUCUGAGGAAAAAAAGUCAGAGGGGAAGUCCGGAAGCAUGUGACAGGCACAGGGCAACCUAACGCCAAAGAGGACGGGGACCGGUCGUGGUGCCAAACCUCCCUCCCGGGUGUGUGUGUGCCAAACCACCUAUCGGGGAUGAUACCCACUCGUGGGCUAGAACCUACCUGGGAGAGGAGGAAAGGGACGAGUUUGUAAAAGCUUGGCUAUUAGUUGAAACAAAAAUUGGCCUUGUUUCGGGGUGCCAAUCUGCUGGGUUGUGUUUCGGGGGCAUUUGGAGGUGUUAGUUGCGGUUG
Messenger RNA from Podospora pseudocomata, 2267 nucleotides. It is a transcript of the gene SRV2, whose product is annotated as suppressor of rasval19. The transcript is spliced from 6 exons. Gene Ontology annotation, cellular component: cytoplasm. Lineage: Eukaryota; Fungi; Ascomycota; Sordariomycetes; Sordariales; Podosporaceae. Gene Ontology annotation, biological process: cytoskeleton organization; actin filament organization. The record is from RefSeq and is a predicted model, not a curated record. The coding region runs from base 53 to 1690 and encodes 545 amino acids. Gene Ontology annotation, molecular function: actin binding; adenylate cyclase binding.